GUUGUUUAUUUGUCAUUUUCGUAGUGACAGAUAUUUUUCAUGAAAGGAAUAAUGUGACAAAUGAACGAUUAAAACUAAACAUUUUACGGCUAAGGUAUUUUUAUUCCAAUAUUACGACAAUUAUAUGAUGGAAUCAAAUUUAACAAGAAAUGCUAUUUCAUUUGGUACUUCUGCGUUCGAUGAAGCAAUGAGAAAUUUAACGGAAGUAAUGGAUGCAGGGAAUGGAGUGAAGAUGGCAACAAUUGGAGCACUUUUAGUUGUACUUAUUAUGGCAUGUAUUAUUGGUAAUUUAUUUGUUAUUGUUGCAAUUCUUAUCGAACGUGAUCUCAAAACUCGACCUCAAUACUAUCUUAUAUUUUCGCUUGCUGUUGCUGAUUUAUUAGUAGGUGUAAUAGUGACACCAUUAGGUGCUUGGUCAACAAUAAUGAGUGCAUGGACAUUUGGUGUAGUAUUAUGUGAUUUUUGGAUUAGCAUUGAUGUAUUAGUCUGUACAAGCUCAAUCCUUCAUUUAGUUGCAAUCGCAUUGGAUCGUUAUUGGAGUGUCACCGAUGUGUCAUAUGUGCAAAAUCGUACACCAAAUCGAAUAUUUGGCAUGUUAGGUAUUAUUUGGCUCGUAUCAUUACUCAUUUCAUUGGCUCCAAUGUUUGGUUGGAAAGAUAGUGAUUUUUAUCGACGGGUUAUGGAACAACGUGUGUGCCUCAUUAGUCAACAAAUAAGUUAUCAGAUAUUUAGCACGGCAACUGCUUUUUACAUUCCAUUAUGUGCUAUUAUAUCCAUCUAUUAUAAAAUUAUGCGUACUGCAAAAAGUCGUUUUAAACGUGAACGUGAACGUCGUAAAACUACCAAUUAUUCACAUCAGAAUGCAAAGUACCAAAAACAAUGUGGAAAGCAUUUGAAGUCAAAUUCAAGUACGAUUAAUGAAAAUGAAAAGAUUCCAAUCAGUACUAAAUCAACAAUUGAAGAAGAAUUGCCAUGUGAUACAGUUGAAACUCCUUUGGAUCAAUGCAAUUUACAACUAAUGAAUGGUAAAAAUGGAAAGAAAAAAAUGAAUGUUUCAAUAAGGAAACGAAAAGGAUGCAUUAAAGAGAAUGCUGAAAUGAAACGUGAACAUAAAGCAUGGCGUACACUUGCUAUUAUUACUGGAACAUUUGUAGCAUGUUGGACACCAUUUUUUCUCAUUUCUCUUUAUCGACCGAUAUGUCGUUGCGAAAUACCAAUAUUGGUGGAAUCAAUUACUAAUUGGUUAGGUUAUUUGAAUUCAGCACUUAAUCCGAUUAUCUAUACCGUAUUUUCUAAUGAUUUUCGAACAGCUUUUAAACGUAUCCUUGCUCGAUUGCUAUUUCUUAAAAUGGCACGACCAUAGCACCGAUAACAACGAUGGUAACUCCAAUCUCUAGGCUUCCAAUGUUAUCAGUUAGGGAAGAAUGAAGCAAUAUUCAAUGAUGUCGCUGAAAUCGCGAAAAGAAGCAGUGAAUCAAUAAUUGCUUUGAUACUGUUGGUAUUAGUUAUUGUAUGUAUAGAUACACUGUGCAAUGUAAACUAAUAUUGUACAUCCAAUGUUUUAUAUUCUAUAAUAAUAAUUCCUGUGAUCUCAAAUUGACCUCAGAAUUAUCCCAGGAUCUGCCCUAUUCGAGCAAGAAAAAGGUGCUGAGAGCCAAAUCAUUUUCGAAAGACGUGUUCCAACAGGUCGGUUGGAAAGACA
This is a messenger RNA of Loa loa (African eye worm), 1702 nucleotides long. RefSeq lists its product as hypothetical. The record is from RefSeq and is a predicted model, not a curated record. Gene Ontology annotation, biological process: adenylate cyclase-activating adrenergic receptor signaling pathway. The transcript is spliced from 8 exons. Gene Ontology annotation, cellular component: membrane. Bases 125 to 1363 code for a protein of 412 amino acids. Gene Ontology annotation, molecular function: G protein-coupled receptor activity. Lineage: Eukaryota; Metazoa; Nematoda; Chromadorea; Rhabditida; Onchocercidae.